UGGAAACGGGCGCUUCGCCUUGCCGAGGCCUCCCUCUCUUUCCAAGAAAAGACUCUGUCGGGUUUGUGGCGUGGAAGGGGGGCGCGGAAAGCGUGAGAUUCAACAAUGCUACAUACAGAGCAAGAUUUAAAUGAACUUCUCAUCUGUAAAGAACAAGAACUGAAAGAGCUACAAGCUCGUCAGACCCAUUUUCAUAGAGCAACACUGCAAGAAACCCAAAGGCAACUUCAAGAAAUGAAUAGAAAAUUUAAUGUUUUGAAGGAAGAUUUCACCUAUAACCUUAAAUUACUACAGGAGAGAGAUAAAGAGCUGGAGCAUUAUGAUACCUUAUUUACCCAGUUGAAAAUGGUUGAAAAUGUUAAACAGGCAGAGGUUAGUGAUCUUAAAAUAAAGAUAGAUAAGCUGGAACAGGCACUUGCUCAGGAAACAAAAAAACAAGAGGCUCUGCAAUACCAGUAUCAACAAAAGCUUAAAGAACACCAGUUAGAGCUGGAGCACCUUCACAGUUCUAAGGACUCUGAUAUCAGUCACCAUUGUGAGAAAUAUGAAAAUAUGAAACAUCAGCUGGAGAGAAAACUCACGGAAAUAGAAAGUGAACUUGCUUUGCAAAGACAGGAACUUCUAGUGGAAUUUGAUGCAGAAAUGAAAAAGAGAGAGCAUGAGUUUCGACAGAAAGCAGAUGAAAUGAGUAAUAUAGUUCUGUCUCAUGAGCUUAAGGUUAAACUGUUGACCAAGGAACUGGAAGCUUUGAAACAAAAUGGGAUAAAAAUGGCAGAAUCAUUGAAAGUGGCAGAAGCAACUAAUUUGGAGCUGGAGAAAGAAGUCAAAUGCAAAGAUUGGGAGAUAAAGGAUCUUGCGGCUGUGAAAGAUGUUCGGAUUCAGGAUUUAGAAAACAAACUCGAAUUGCUGCAGUUGAGCUGGAAAAAGGACAAAGAAAUAUUUGAGAGAAAACAUGCAGCAAUAGAUCAUUGCGCCAGGGAAAAGGAUGCAUUAAUUGCCUCAGUGAAAGAGACCCAUGCUGAACAAAUACAUAAAUUGGAAAAUCAGAUCGGAGAACUGCAGAUAGAUAAAGAAACUUUGGAAAUGGAACUUCAUCGGUCUGAACGGAGGCAUACAGACCACUUGAAAGAGAAAGAGGCUAUCAUUGAAAAACUUGAGCUAGAGCUGGAGGCACUGAAAACAAGCUUGGAUUCUCAGACAGCUCAAAUAUCCAGGGAGGCAGUUUCAAAAGACCUUCAGAUUCAGGCAUUCCAAGAAGAAGAGCUGAAACUGAGAGCGCAACUAGCUAGCCUAUUACAACAUAUUGAAAGAUAUAAACAAGAACUUUCACUAGCAGCAGAGAGAGAAGCAAUUCUGGAAAGAGCUAAAGUGCAAACAGAGCUGGACUGGCAGCGGCAUUGUGAGAAUGCUGAAAGAAAUCAAUAUCAGAAAUCAGAGGCUCUGAUACACAGCCUGUCAACAGCUAGGGACCAGCUUACUGCUGAACUACAUGAGAAAGAGCGUGAAUUGCAUGAACUAGAAAGGAUCUCAUCUGCCGUAACCCUUGAGAGGGACAAGGCCAUUCAGAAACUUCAAAAGCUUGAUCACUUGCCAAAAGGAGAGAAACAGCCUACUGUAGAGGCCAUCGAACUUGGUUUUCCUUCCACUGAGAUCCAGAGAUUACAAGAACAGAACAAUAACCUGCGAGCUGUUAUUGCUGAAAUGAGAAGAGAAAUGGAAACCCUUAAUAAUCAGGCACUUCCCUCUGAGCAUACCAAACUGAAAAUGCAAGAUGCAGAUGGGACCGAUUCUACUGCAGUUGUAUUCACCCCUGACUAUGUCCAGUCCUUGGAAGAGGAAAUAAGAAAAUUGAAGAAAAAAAUCCAGGCAAUGGACAAGCAGCAUGAGACUUUAUCUGAAGUUCCUGAAAAAAUAUUUGUAUCUUCGCUUUCAUCCAAAUGUAAUAAAAGUACUCAAAUUUCCCAGCAGGACCACAUUAUCAAUGAGAACAAUGGUACAUUGCACGCGCAUGCAGUUGCUACUGAAAUUACUUUGAAAAAGCAUAACAUCAGAGACCCGGAGGUGGAUUCAAUGAGGACACAAGAAACGCAGGUGGAUCCAAUGAUCAAAAGGCUUCAGAAAAACUCUGUAAAUCUUAGACCACAGUUACUAGGCAUGGGAGCAGGUGAUGGGCUUCAGCAACAUACAGGAAACCAUGUCCAAAUGAUGCAAGGUAAAUUGAAGGAAGCUGUGAGAAAGAUAUGCAGUCUGAGCACAGAGAAGCAACAGCUACUAGAGAUGGUAAACAGGCUAAGAGCAGAACUAGGAGCACCUUCAAAGAAAGGAUCUUGGAAUAGUCAUAGCUCAAAGCAGCCUUUCCCUGCUGCACUCUAUCCUAAAGAACUUGUGAAGGAGACCAAGCACCGUCUUCUAGCUUUAGAACAUCUACAGUACCAGCUUACAACCCAGGAGUUGCAAUAUGCACAGCAAAACCAUACCUCAGGAAAAUGUCCUGUUUUUGUUAAGAAGAUAAAAAACAAAAAUAUCCCAAGCAACAGCAGCACUUGCAGUGAAGGCGCUGAAGUCCCUCUGGAACAGGUUCAGUUGGAAUCAUUUGUGCAAAACUGCACUGCAGAUCUAUCAAAUCCGGACACCUUGGUGCCACACCAGUCCAAGCAACUGAAAAUAGAAAGUCCUAGCCUAUUUCAGCCAGAUCAGUUGUCAUCAUCUGGAGCACAUAGCUCUCUGGAGGAAAUUUGGCAGAUUCUAGAGAUGGGAUCAAGCCCUUCUUUUCUGAGCUCCCAGAGCUACAAUGAUCAAGAAAAAUUCCAGGCUGUCCAUCAAUCUGAAAGACUUGAAGAGUCUCCAGAAAAACAUGAAGCAAGUUUUAUACAGCAGGCACCAGUACCUCCUUUGACGGUCAGGGGGUCUAAAUUUGAUGUUCAGCCCAAGCUAAAACCGCACAAAUCAUCUUACAGCCAUUCCAGAAAGCCCCAAAUUUCUCAGCGGACAACAAGAAUCCGAAACUACAAUGUAAAGGAUUGAGAUUCUGAGUGAAAUAUAAAGUGUUC
Messenger RNA from Varanus komodoensis (Komodo dragon), 3050 nucleotides. It is a transcript of the gene CCDC57, whose product is annotated as coiled-coil domain containing 57. The transcript is spliced from 18 exons. Bases 106 to 3024 code for a protein of 972 amino acids. The record is from RefSeq and is a predicted model, not a curated record. NCBI's taxonomy places the organism in Eukaryota, Metazoa, Chordata, Lepidosauria, Squamata, Varanidae.